Drosophila kikkawai is the source of this 362-nucleotide messenger RNA. RefSeq lists its product as uncharacterized. Lineage: Eukaryota; Metazoa; Arthropoda; Insecta; Diptera; Drosophilidae. Gene Ontology annotation, cellular component: mitochondrial inner membrane. Gene Ontology annotation, biological process: mitochondrial respiratory chain complex IV assembly. The record is from RefSeq and is a predicted model, not a curated record.
GUCUUUUUUAGCAUCUAACGGGCGAACCAACCAGCUAAAUGGCAGUUCUACGUGGAUGGAGAUUUGUGGGCUUCGUGUCCUGCAUUGUGGGUGCCGUAGGCCUGACGCUAUAUCCAGUAAUUGUGGACCCCAUGAUCAACACGGAAAAGUACAAGACCCUACAGGAAUACAGCAAAAUCAAACGAGAUGAACUGCAGCACAUUAAGGCGAAGUAAAGAAUCCCGAUUAGAAUACGUUAAUUGAACACCUCAGAACCCAAAUAUGUGUAUGUUUUGUUUACAUCAUUUAGCAAUGUACAUAACUUAAAACCUGUAAAAUAUAUAACGAAUCCAAGCUGUCUGACCCUUAACAGCAUGAAUUAA